AUGUCUGAAGAAAGUGAAGAGAACUUUGUUAAAGUCAUAUAUCCUUUCACUGCAGCUAGGAAGGAUGAAUUGACUAUAAAAGACGGUGACAUUGUGAAAGUCCUGGAUACAAUUGAUCCUACCUGGAGCCGCGGGGAGACGAGAAAUGCAGUGGGCGUGUUUCCAAUCAACCACACAACUCCACUCAUCCGGGCUCCUUCUUCGGGUGCUGAACCGGAAAUGAUGGUUCGUGCUGUGUUUAAUUUCAAUGGAGACAAGGUGGGCGACUUGAAAUUCAAAGUAGAUGAACUGAUUGUAGUUGUAAGAGAAGUAAACGAGGACUGGUUUGAAGGGAGACUGAAUGGUAAGUGUGGAAUAUUUCCUAAAUCAUUCGUACAAGUAGAAAAGAAAAAUGCAGUAAAUUCACAUACAAACAACAAACAUUUCAUGCAACAACCAGAGGUAUCAUUGACAACAAGUAGAAAUCAGUUUAUGAGACAACCGAUAGGAUCAUUGGUGACAGUACAAAAAGGAACUGAAACUAACUCGUCGUCUGGUGUUACCUUACGUAAUGGCAAGAAACCAGUGGCUCGGCCUCGCACUGCAUUUAUUCCAAAAUCCACUGUCAUCACUGAUGCAAGCACAGCUAACUUUCCAAAGGAUGAUUUGUUCGUCAAACAAUCACUCAAACCUCAACCAAGACCUCGCAUUGUCUCAUGUGACAAACCAGCUCCUAAGCCACGCCCAUAUCAAUCAAUAACACCUGUUAUUACUAUGACAAUGGAUGAUGUCACUACGUCGUCAUCUACUCGUACUCUGUCAUUUGAUAUUAAUGGGGCAAGUCAUGUGUCAUCACAAACGAAUGGAGAAAGUCUGUUGAAUGGAUUUCAUUCAUCUUUACAUGUCUGUAAUAUGAAAGAUGAUUUUACUUCCAAUGGACUUGCAAAUGUUACAAGAGCUAAACCUAUAAUCAAACCGAAACCCAAAGUUGCUCCUAAGCCACCAGUUGCUGCUAAGCCAACUAUGAAGGUAAAACAGAAACCCAGACAAAGUGUGAUGCAUAUGCACACCUCUUCUCUUGUCACUUGGAGAUCGGGCAGUAAACAAGAUGAUAGUAUUGCAAGCAGCAGUGAAACACUGAUUGACUAUAAACCAAGUAAACCAGCUCCUCAACGGCCAUCAACUCAAGUUGUGUUGCCACAGUCAAUGACAUCAGAGUUAUUGAUUGAUAUUAAUGGUCCCCAACAUACAGUGAGAUGUUCAUCUCAAGUGAAGCCGGUACCAAGACCACGCAAUGUCAGCAAAGAAUCUACAGCAGUACAUGAUGGAGAGCAGCAUUUCUUGUCACCUUCACGAACUAAACCUGGUUAUCGUGACUCAUUGUCAAGCCAUGAUUCUGGUAUCAGCGUCAUCGAUCCAUUGGAUGUCGAACAGAAGAUCAAGAACGCUAAUGACAGACUGAGGUUGGAGAUGAAAAUGGUGACUACGAUUGAAACAACUCUAAAGCACAUUGGUCGUAAUGGCAGCACAGACUCUCCACCACUUCGUAUGAAGAUGCAAAAAUGUAAAGAUAAUAUUCGACAUCUUAAAGCUGACCUGAAAGAGCUAGAAGGAAUGAAGAGAUGUGAAUGUGAUGACAAUGCAGCAUUUGGUUUGCCUUCUGCUGUUCUUUCAGACGACAGUGACCAACAAUCUAAUUGGGUGAUUGGUGACUGUGCAGGCUCCAGUGUUGCUAGUUAUGCUACGGCUGAUUCAGAGACAAACACAUCAGAAACUGAUGAUGCAAUUGAUGUAGAAAGAGUGGCACAUGAAGACUCACCGUCAUUGAUUUCUUUUGAUUGUGAUGAUGCUGUUGCUAAGAGAGCGAGAACCAGAGUGAGAGUUAUUGCAGAACUUAUUGAUACAGAAAGAAAGCACGUCACUGAUCUUAACGUCGGCUACAACAAAAUCCAAAUUCCUCUGAAAAACCUAGAGAUCGAUGGUUUUGAUGUGGAGACUUUGUUUGGGAACUUGAAAGACGUGCUGGACACAGCACAGGACUUCCUCAAUUGUUUAAUUGAGAAACAACACGAAGAUAAGCUGGGUGAAUGUUUUAUUAACAAAGCAGAGCGAUUGUUGGAUGUCUAUUCCAAGUAUAGCUGCAACAAUGAUGAUGCAUCUGCUCUACUAGAAAAGUAUGUAGACAUGCCUGAUAUUCAACAAGCCAUUACAGCAUGUCUUUUAUUAGUAAAAGACGAGUUAACUUGUUGGCCAUUAUCAGCUCUUCUCAUCAAGCCUGUUCAGAGAAUAUUGAAGUAUCCUUUGUUGUUGAAUGAACUCAUCAAGUGCACUGAGGCUGACCAUCCCGAUAGAACUUCACUUCUAAAAGCAGCAGACUUGAUGUCUGAUGUAGCACAGGAAGUCAACGAAAGCAAACGACGAAAAGAUCUUGUUCAGCACUAUCGUAGGUCAGAAACUGAUGGUUUACUGACCAAAUUUGGAAAGUUGAAUCUCCGCACGUGGAAGAAGAAAACUCAAAGAGCUAGACAGAUGGUUAGCCAGGGCCUUGGCUUCUCACUUGGGACGGUAGACGAACAAUUCAAUCAAGUUUACAAUCAAUUUAGAGAACUGGAGUUUGUGACUAACAACUUGAUCAAGAACGUUUCAGUUUACAUGUCAUCUGUUGAGUCAUGGCAUCAAUCUCAUGUCACUGCAUGUCAAGCUAUCUGUGAGUUUUACAGUGAGAGAGCGUCGGAACCAGCUGUCGUUCAGUUUAGUGAUUUUCAUAAGAAAUUGCUGACAAAUUUCAAUUCAUUGCACGUUGUUCAGGUGGAUCGUCUUGUGUUGACUCCAUUGAGACAGCUGAAGUCUCUUUUUGAAUCUCCGACGUUCUUGAUUGAGAAGAGAGAGGACAAACUGUUAGACUACGAUUCUUGGAAGAAUAAAGUGUCUAACACACAAAACAAAGAAAAGGUGGCAGAGUACAAGGAAGAGAUGGUGAUGGCAGAAAGGAUGUACGAAGCUCUUAACACGCAACUACUGGAGGAUCUCCCGUUGUUUGUCGCCUUUGGAGUGAAAGUCAUCCAACACGGCCUCACAGCCUUUAUUCGUUCUCAUAGGCAACACAUUGCUGUUGCAGACGAAAGCAUAAAACCACUAAUGCAGUGUGGCAUUGUAAAUGGCAACACUGAUGAUUUGUUGAGUGAUCAUUUGAGUCGACUUGCAGCCGCAAGUGACAAACUCGUUUCUUGCCACUGCAUUCCAAACGGCUUUCUAACUUCAGUAAACUUGCAGCAAAGGAAAGUGUCGUCUCCUAAGACUAUAAGACAAGCAUCAACGGCUAGAAUCGGCAACAAUCGUCUUCUGUCUACGUCUCCAAGAUCGCUGUCCAGCUCUCCCAUCUCACAAAGAGCCGUAUCUCCAUUGUCUGACAAUGUUCAGGACUGCCCAUCAGACGGUGACUGUCUAUACCGUGUUGAGUUCUCAUACACUGCUUGUGGUGAUGGCGAGUUAUCAGUGAGGGAAGGUGACGUAGUGACUGUCAAACAAAAGAACGAUCAUUCCGGAUCACGUGAAUGGUGGUUCAUUCAACUAGACGACAAGAACGGUUUUGUUCCGGCUUCCUAUCUCGUCCCAUUCGGCGAAGACGUAUAUUGUGUGGAGUACGACUUUGAUGGCGACAACGACAGUGAACUGAGUGUUCGAGAUGGACAAUAUGUAAGAGUACAACAACAACAUGAUGUUGAGGGUAAUCCAGAUUGGUGGUUAUGUGAGAUCGAAGGCCAAUCAGGCUACAUACCGUCUUCUUACCUCACGAGAAAACAUGCCUUUUGAUUAGUGUACACGAAUUAUGCUUCUUAAGUAAUGAAUUAAUUAAUUAAUUAGUAAUCCACUUGUUCUUAUUUUUGGAAAGUGUAGCUAUUCUAAUGGUUUUGAGUAGAACCACUUGCGCUGGAUCGUGAGUAGUAGAGUAUGCAUGUACACUGUACUGUUUUAGAGACGUUAACGUUCAUAGACAAAUUUGCGCAAUGUGUGUGGAAUGGUGGAUUGUUAAUUAAUUUAAAUGCUAUUGUUGAA
This is a messenger RNA of Corticium candelabrum, 4035 nucleotides long. RefSeq names its product dynamin-binding protein-like. The coding region runs from base 1 to 3792 and encodes 1263 amino acids. Gene Ontology annotation, cellular component: cytoplasm. The transcript is spliced from 19 exons. Gene Ontology annotation, biological process: intracellular signal transduction. Lineage: Eukaryota; Metazoa; Porifera; Homoscleromorpha; Homosclerophorida; Plakinidae. The record is from RefSeq and is a predicted model, not a curated record. Gene Ontology annotation, molecular function: guanyl-nucleotide exchange factor activity; protein binding.